GUUAUUGCAAACAUGUAAUUAAACCUGCUUGUAUAGAUGGCCAGAUGGGAUGCGAUAUUGUCACUCCCUGUACAGAAUCCACCAACUUUAGAGUUCUCUUCAAACGAUAUUGUUUGGUCGAGAGUGGAAGGUUGGCGUGAUAACCUAGACAGAGUUGCCCUAAUCCCAUUUGCCAGAGUAGAUGAUUUUGUUCAGGGAGAAUCAAACAACAGUAAUUGCCCUACGAGAUUCCAUGUUGAAGCAAGAAGGCGUAGAUCGCCAAAAUCGAACUGCAAGCCAAAGGUUGAUGGAAUUCUUGAGUAUAUCCUGUAUUGGUGCUCAUUCGGACCAGAUGACCAUAGAAAGGGUGGUUUGGUUAGACCAAGCAGGAACACUUAUAUCCCUAAAAAGAAAUCUGUUGGACGGCCAAGUACAAAGAGAGGCUGCACUUGUCAUUUUAUUGUGAAACGUUUAAUAGCUGAACCAUCUGUAGCACUUGUGAUUUACAAUCAGGAUAAACAUGUGGAUAAAAAAGGUUCACACUGUCAUGGCCCGCAGGAUAAGAUGUCAGUUGGUACUCGUGCUAUGUUUGCCCCAUAUAUAUCGGAGGAUCUUCGUUUACGAAUCAUGUCACUAUUAUAUGUUGGAGUGCCUGUAGAAACUAUAAUGCAAAGGCACAGUGAAUCUGUUGAAAGUCAAGGUGGGCCGAGCAAUCGUGAUGAUCUUUUAGCUCAUAGAUAUGUUCGUAUUCAGGAGAGGAAUAUUCGUCGUUCUAAAUAUGAAUUGGAUCCCGAUGAUGCUGUUAGUAUCAAUAUGUGGGUUGAAAGCCAUCAGAAUCAAGUUUUCUUUUAUGAAGAUUUCUCUGAUUCCAAUCCUUUCGCUGUGGGUAUUCAAACUGAGUGGCAGUUGCAACAAAUGAUAAAAUUUGGUAACCGUAGUCUUCUGGCAUCUGAUUCGAGAUUUGGAUCGUAUAAAUUGAAGUAUUCAAUUCACAGUCUUGUGGUUUUCAACUCGGAGAAUAAGGCUAUACCCGUGGCAUGGGUACUGACUUCGAGAUUAUCUAGUGGUGAUACUGUUAGGUGGAUGAGGGCUCUUUGCAAUAGAGUUCAUACAAAAGAUCCUUCAUGGAAAUUGGCUGGAUUCAUAAUUGAUGACCCUGUAGCUGACAUUCAAGCAAUCAGGGAGGUGUUUCAGUGCUCUGUAUUGAUAUCAUUUUGGCGUAUCCGUCAUGCAUUACACAAAAACAUAGUUAAGAGAUGCUCAGAAGUAGAGAUGCGUUCUGCAAUCUCAAAAUGGUUGGGCCAGGCAGUCAAUGAAAUCUGUACAGGAAAUGGAACUGUACGAUUAUUCGACGAUUUCUUGGAAGAUUUUGUCGAUAGCUAUGACUUCACAGAUUACUUUAAGGCUGUUUGGUAUCCAAGAAUUGGUUUAUGGACAACAGCCCUUAAAAACCUUCCCCUUGCCAGCCUGGAAUCUUGUGCAGCAAUGGAGUUUUACCAUAACCAGAUGAAACUUAGAUUGUUAAACGAUUCCGAUUCCAAUUCUUAUCAACGAUCUGAUUGGUUAGUCUACAAGUUAUCCACUAAAGUUCAUUCGUAUUUCUGGCUCGACGAAUAUUCAGGAAAGGACGAUUUCCAGCGUUAUUGGAAGAACGAACGUUCCUGCGGUCUAACGUCGUGGAAUAAAUCAUUAAAAAUCCCUGAUUCUGACAUCGUGUAUGAAAAUGACGAUACACAUGCAAGAGUAAUUGAUACUGAGGAUAAAGAUAAGUUUCAUAUUGUUCGAAACCCGGGAUCAGAAUUUGCCUUGUGCGACUGCGGGGUUUCCGAAAUGGGAAACCUUUGUGAACAUGUGUUGAAGAUUAUUAAGAUUUUGAGGAAAAGAGGAUUGGCAUUGCCUUCUGUUGGAAUGGUUCAGUUUAAUAAGGCGGUUACUGAUUUAUUUCAAUGUCCACCACACGAUUCACUUUUUCGAGAUUAUGCUGUAUCUUUGGCGGUUUGGGUUCAAUCUCAGUUAGAUCGAAGAUAUCUGGAUGAGAAUGAAGAAAAUCGAAAGUCUAGUUCUUUGGUUGAUCAUAUUGCUGAUAAGGAGUCUUAGUGAAGCUGUAGUAGUGAAUUCGAAUUCUACAAAUGUUGCGAAAAAAAUAUAUGAUUUUGUGAGAUCAAUAGGUCUAUAAUUGACUGCGGUUACAGAAAACAGCGGAGAUGAUGCAGAUGAAAUCGGGUUCAAUAACUAGGAAGAUUUCUUUUAAACCCGUAUACAAUAUGAUGGUUUUUGGCGGAUUUCUUGACACUUGAUGUAGGUUUUAUUUUUUGAAAUAAUCUGAUAUUUGUUUUUGUAAAAAUUUCUGUUUGGUUAAAAAUUGGAAUUUUGAGUUUAUAAUUGACUUAAAUAUUUGUUAUCUA
This is a messenger RNA of Impatiens glandulifera, 2384 nucleotides long. RefSeq lists its product as uncharacterized. Gene Ontology annotation, molecular function: zinc ion binding. Bases 37 to 2076 code for a protein of 679 amino acids. Lineage: Eukaryota; Viridiplantae; Streptophyta; Magnoliopsida; Ericales; Balsaminaceae. The transcript is spliced from 5 exons. The record is from RefSeq and is a predicted model, not a curated record.